CUUUACAUUUCAUUCACUUGCUUCCAGUCAACUACUGAAGUUCGAUUUGUUCUUGUUCUCUCUCUACGGAUUAAUUUUUGUGUAUUUUUGCAUUUUUUUUAAAUAAUUUAUUAAAAAACCCAAUCAUGGCACCAAUUGGAAACAACGAAUACGAUUAUGACUUGGUUGUCAUUGGUGGUGGAUCUGGUGGUUUAGCCUGUGCUAAAGACGCUGUAGCAAACGGUGCUAAAGUAGCUGUACUGGAUUAUGUGGCUCCAACACCAACAUGGGGCACUAAAUGGGGUAUCGGUGGUACUUGUGUUAAUGUUGGGUGCAUUCCCAAAAAGUUGAUGCAUCAAGCAGCUAUCUUGGGUGAGGGUAUUCAUGAAGCUGAAGCUUAUGGUUGGCAAAUUGAAAAUGCCAAACAAGUUAAGCCAGACUGGUCCAAACUUGUGGAAUCUGUCCAAAACCACAUCAAGUCAGUUAACUGGGUGACCAGGGUUGACCUGAGAGACAAGAAAGUAGAGUACAUCAAUGCCCAGGGUUCAUUUAAAAACGCCAACACCGUCAUUGCUCGCAUGAAGAAUGGAACUGAGAAAGAACUUACAGCUAAGAAUAUUGUCAUUGCUGUUGGUGGUCGUCCACGUUACCCAAACAUCCCCGGAGCUGUUGAAUACGGUAUUACUAGUGAUGAUAUUUUCAGUUUGAACAAAGAACCUGGCAAAACUUUGGUUGUUGGAGCUGGAUAUAUUGGUCUUGAAUGCGCUGGUUUCCUUAAGGGACUCGGCUAUGAUGCCACCGUUAUGGUGCGUUCAAUUAUCCUUCGUGGAUUCGAUCAACAAAUGGCCAAUAUUGUUGCCGAUGCUAUGGUCGAAAGGAAUAUCCCCUUCCUCCGAUCGACUGUUCCAAAAUCGGUCGAAAAGACCGAAGAUGGACGUCUUCUUGUCAAGUACAUCAAUACUGAAACCAACGAAGAAGGUAGCGAUGUCUACGAUACCGUUUUGUGGGCAAUUGGACGUAAAGGUCUUGUUGAUGACUUGAAAUUGGACAAUGUUGGUGUAGUAACCAAAGGUGAUAAGAUUCCAGUCAACGAAAAAGAGGAAACCAACGUACCUAACAUUUAUGCUGUUGGUGACAUUAUUCACGGCAGGCCCGAAUUGACCCCUGUGGCUAUUCACGCUGGUCGUUUAUUAUCACGUCGUAUUUUCAAUGGUGCUACUCAAUUGAUGGACUAUGAUAAUGUAGCUACCACUGUGUUCUCACCUUUGGAAUACAGUUCCGUUGGUCUGAGUGAAGAAAAUGCCAUUGCCAAGCUUGGUGAAGACAAUGUGGAAGUGUACCAUGGAUAUUACAAACCGACUGAGUUCUUUAUACCUCAAAAGAGCGUAAGGUAUUGCUAUCUUAAAGCUGUAGCUGAACGUUCAGGAGACCAAAAAGUUUUGGGUCUUCAUUAUAUUGGACCAGUUGCUGGUGAAGUUAUGCAAGGAUUUGCUGCUGCAGUGAAAUCUGGAUUAACAAUGAACAUUCUCUUGAACACUGUUGGAAUUCAUCCAACAACUGCUGAGGAAUUCACACGUUUGGCAAUCACAAAGCGAUCUGGCUUGGACCCUACCCCAGCUACCUGCUGCAGUUAAAUUGUUUGCUCAUACAUCACAACCAUCAACACCAUCAAAAUGAGCGAGCAGCUUAGCUGUCUUUGCUCAAUUUCUACAUAUAUUUCUUCACCAACGAAUUCCUGUCCCGGAAAACUCACAUAUUAAUAAUUUCUCCCGCUUGAUCAGGAGCGAAGAAAAAAAAUUUGUUUUUAUUUGAUUUUCCAUUGUACGUGUUUAACAUGAGAAAAAAAUAUAUAAUUUGUAUUUAGUUAAGUUAAAUAAAAAAAACUAAAAAAAAAAAAUUCAAUCAUUCACACUUUGAAAUGGACAGAGGUUUACUUAAGCUAAGCACCAGUAUUUGAAUAAUUUUUAUAUCGUUUCAAUAAAAAUGGCUACACAUUGUUCAACAACAUA
Messenger RNA from Episyrphus balteatus (marmalade hoverfly), 1988 nucleotides. It is a transcript of the gene Trxr1, whose product is annotated as thioredoxin reductase 1, mitochondrial. Gene Ontology annotation, molecular function: thioredoxin-disulfide reductase (NADPH) activity; glutathione-disulfide reductase (NADPH) activity; flavin adenine dinucleotide binding. Gene Ontology annotation, cellular component: mitochondrion; cytosol. The record is from RefSeq and is a predicted model, not a curated record. The transcript is spliced from 6 exons. Bases 126 to 1613 code for a protein of 495 amino acids. Gene Ontology annotation, biological process: cellular response to oxidative stress; cell redox homeostasis; glutathione metabolic process. Lineage: Eukaryota; Metazoa; Arthropoda; Insecta; Diptera; Syrphidae.